Molecule: messenger RNA, 1895 nt
Organism: Prunus avium (sweet cherry)
Lineage: Eukaryota; Viridiplantae; Streptophyta; Magnoliopsida; Rosales; Rosaceae
Product: laccase-4-like
Biological process (GO): lignin catabolic process
Cellular component (GO): apoplast
Molecular function (GO): copper ion binding; hydroquinone:oxygen oxidoreductase activity
Source: RefSeq, a predicted model, not a curated record
AUGGAGUCCUGCAGGCUUCACCUUCGAGCAAUGUUGUUGUUGGUUGCUUUCUUGUACCCGGCAUUCGUUCAGUCCUUGGUUCGACACUAUAAGUUUAGUGUGGUCUUCAAAAAUACAACAAAGCUUUGUUCAUCUAAGCCCACCAUCACCGUAAAUGGAAAGUUCCCUGGACCAACCUUGUAUGCAAGGGAAGAUGAUACUGUAAUUGUAAGGGUCAUCAACCAUGUAAAUCACAAUCUCACAAUUCACUGGCAUGGGGUCAAGCAACUUGGAACUGUUUGGGCGGAUGGACCAGCAUACAUCACACAAUGCCCCAUACAGCCUGGGCAAAACUUUAUCUACAAUUUCACAUUCACAGGCCAAAGGGGCACACUUCUCUGGCAUGCACAUACCUCUUGGCUAAGGGCCACUCUACAUGGUGCCAUUGUCAUCUUACCCAAAAGAGGCACUCCUUACCCUUUUCCUACACCUGAUGAGGAAAAAACUGUCAUAUUAGCUGAAUGGUGGAAAUCAGAUGUUGAAGCUGUGGUCAAUCAGUCUGUACAGUCUGGCCUGCCACCAAAUGUCUCAGAUGCACACACUAUCAAUGGCCAUGCAGGACCAGUUCCUGGUUGCUCUUCUCCGGGGGGUUACACUUUACAUGUUGAAAGUGGCAAGACCUACCUGCUACGAAUCAUAAACGCAGCGCUGAACGAUGACUUGUUCUUCAAGAUUGCGGGGCACAAUCUAACCGUUGUUGAAGUUGAUGCCUCCUACACCAAGCCAUUCCAAACUGACACCAUAUUCAUCAGUCCAGGCCAAACUACAAAUGCAAUUUUAACUGCAAAUCAGGGAAUUGGCAAAUACUUAAUAGCAGCCUCUCCUUUCAUGGAUGCGCCAGUUGGCUUUGACAACUUGACUUCAAUUGCCUCAUUGCGCUACAAGGGAACCCCUGCAAAUCCCAAAGCCUUCUUAACCAGCAUUCCUCCUCAAAAUGCAACGCCAGUAACAAACACUUUCAUGAACGCCCUUCGAAGCCUUAAUUCAAAACAGUACCCUGCUAAUGUCCCAUUAACUAUAGACCAUUCACUCUUUUUCACCAUUGCAGUUGGUGUAAAUCCAUGUGCAACAUGUGUCAAUGGGAGCAAGCUGGUGGCUGCUUUUAACAAUGUUAGCUUUGUGAUGCCAACUAUAGCCCUCCUUCAAGCAUAUUACUAUAACAAAAAGGGAGUGUACACACUUGAUUUCCCAGCAAACCCACCAAUUCCUUUCAACUAUACCGGCAACUCUACGGCUAACAUGCAGACCACAAAUGGGACAAGACUUUAUAGGCUGGGGUACAACUCAACGGUUCAGAUUGUGCUACAAGGCACUGCUAUCAUAGCACCAGAGAGCCAUCCAACCCAUCUGCAUGGCUUUAAUUUCUUUGUGGUUGGGAAAGGAAUUGGUAACUUUGAUCCAAAGAAGGACCCAAAAACAUUCAAUCUUGUUGAUCCUAUUGAGAGGAACACAAUCUCAGUACCAACUGGUGGAUGGACUGCAAUCAGAUUCAGGGCAGAUAACCCAGGCAUUUGGUUUUUGCAUUGCCACCUGGAAGUUCACACAACCUGGGGGCUUAAGAUGGCAUUUCUAGUGGAAAAUGGGAAAGGCCCAAAUGAGACUCUGCGACCACCUCCUGCUGACCUUCCAACCUGCUAGAAUUUCCAAUCCAAACGGCUAAAAAAUUAAAAUGGAUGCUUGAGGCUCAAGGCAUGAGAAGAGUGUGCAUGGUAUCUAGAGAAUUUGAGUUGAGUUGAUAAGCAGAAAACAAUGAAAAUGGUUGGCUGGUUCUGGUUGGUUUGAGGAGAAAAUAGAAACAGCUGCUCUCAAAAGAAGUGAAUAAAAAGGGGUAAACUCAUUGCACUGUACAAUUUCAA